Molecule: messenger RNA, 3174 nt
Organism: Closterium sp. Naga37s-1
Lineage: Eukaryota; Viridiplantae; Streptophyta; Zygnematophyceae; Desmidiales; Closteriaceae
Source: the annotation of a GenBank genome assembly
AUGGGGAAUGCGUCAAAUGAGGGGAAUGAGGAUGAUGAGGUGAAUGAAGAUGAUGAGGGGAAUGAGGAUGACGAGGGGAAUGAGGAUGAUGAGCUGAUUGAUUCAAAUGAGAAUGAGACGAGCGAAUGGGAGGGGAAUGAGGAUGAUGAGGGGAAUGAGGAUGACGAGGCGAAUGCGGAUGAUGAGGGAAAUGAGGAUGAUGAGGUGAAUAGAGAUGAUGAGGCGAAUGAGGAUGAUGAGGCGAAUGAGGAUGAUGAGGCGAAUGAGGACGAUGAGGGGAAUGAGGAUGAUGAAGCGAAUGGGGAUGAUGAGGCGAAUGGGGAUGAUGAGGCGAAUGGGGAUGAUGAGGCGAAUGGGGAUGAUGAGGCUAAUAGGGAUGAUGACGCGAAUGAGGAUGAUGAGGGGAAUGAGGAUGACGAGGAGAAUGAGGAUGAUGAGCUGAUUGAUUCAAAUGAGAAUGAGACGAGCAAAUGGGAGGGGAAUGAGGAUGAUGAGGGGAAUGAGGAUGACGAGGCGAAUGCGGAUGAUGAGGGAAAUGAGGAUGAUGAGGUGAAUAGAGAUGAUGAGGCGAAUGAGGAUGAUGAGGCGAAUGAGGAUGAUGAGGCGAAUGAGGACGAUGAGGGGAAUGAGGAUGAUGAAGCGAAUGGGGAUGAUGAGGCAAAUGGGGAUGAUGAGGCGAAUGGGGAUGAUGAGGCGAAUGGGGAUGAUGAGGCUAAUAGGGAUGAUGACGCGAAUGAGGAUGAUGAGGGGAAUGGGGAUGAUGAAGGGAAUGAGGAUGAUGAGGCGAAUGAGGAUGAUGAGGGGAAUGAGGAUGAUGAGGCGAAUGAGGAUGACGAGGCGAAUGAGGAUGAUGAGGGGAAUGGGGAUGACGAGGGGAAUGAGGAUGCCGAGGGGAAUGAGGAUGAUGAGGGGAAUGAGGAUGAUGAGGGGAAUGAGGACGAUGGGGGGAAUGGGGAUGAUGGGGGGAAUGGGGAUGAUGGGAAUGAGGAUGAUGAGGGGAAUGGGGAUCAUGAGGGGAAUGAGGAUGAUGAGGGGAAUGAGGAUGAUGAGGGGAAUGGUGAUGAUGGGGGGAAUGAGGAUGAUGAGGGGAAUGAGGAUGAUGGGGGGAAUGGGGAUGAUGGGGGGAAUGGGGAUGAUGAGGCGAAUAAGGAUGAUGAGGGGAAUGAGGAUAAUGAGUGGAUUGAUUCAAAUGAGAAUGAGACGAGUGAGUCUAAUGAGUGGAAGGAGGGGAAUGAAUCAAAUGCAUGGAACGAGGGGAAUGCGUCAAAUGAGGUAAAUGAGGAUGAUGAGGGCAAGGUGGAUGAUGACGCGAAUGGGGAUGAUGAGGGGAAUGAGGAUGAUGAGGGGAAUGAGGAUGACGAGGCGAAUGCGGAUGAUGAGGGAAAUGAGGAUGAUAAGGUGAAUAGAGAUGAUGAGGCGAAUGAGGAUGAUGAGGCGAAUGAGGAUGAUGAGGCGAAUGAGGACGAUGAGGGGAAUGAGGAUGAUGAAGCGAAUGGGGAUGAUGAGGUGAAUGGGAAUGAUGAGGCAAAUGGGGAUGAUGAGGCGAAUGGGGAUGAUGAGGCUAAUAGGGAUGAUGACGCGAAUGAGGAUGAUGAGGGGAAUGGGGAUGAUGAAGGGAAUGAGGAUGAUGAGGCGAAUGUGGAUGAUGAGGGGAAUGAGGAUGAUGAGGCGAAUGAGGAUGACGAGGCGAAUGAGGAUGAUGAGGGGAAUGGGGAUGACGAGGGGAAUGAGGAUGAUGAAGCGAAUGGGGAUGAUGAGGCGAAUGGGGAUGAUGAGGCGAAUGGGGAUGAUGAGGCGAAUGGGGAUGAUGAGGCUAAUAGGGAUGAUGACGCGAAUGAGGAUGAUGAGGGGAAUGGGGAUGAUGAAGGGAAUGAGGAUGAUGCGGCGAAUGAGGAUGAUGAGGGGAAUGAGGAUGAUGAGGCGAAUGAGGAUGACGAGGCGAAUGAGGAUGAUGAGGGGAAUGGGGAUGACGAGGGGAAUGAGGAUGCCGAGGGGAAUGAGGAUGACGAGGGGAAUGAGGAUGAUGAGGGGAAUGAGGACGAUGGGGGGAAUGGGGAUGAUGGGGGGAAUGGGGAUGAUGAUGAUGAGGGGAAUGGGGAUGAUGAGGGGAAUGAGGAUGACGAGGGGAAUGAGGAUGAUGAGGGGAAUGGUGAUGAUGGGGGGAAUGAGGAUGAUGAGGGGAAUGAGGAUGAUGAGGGGAAUGAGGAUGAUGGGGGGAAUGGGGAUGAUGGGGGGAAUGGGGAUGAUGAGGCGAAUGGGGAUGAUGAGGCGAAUCGGAAUGACGAGGGGAAUGAGGAUGAUGAGGGGAAUGAGAAUGAUGAGGCAAAUGAGGAUGAUGAGGCGAAUGAGGAUGAUGAGGCGAAUGAGGAUGAUGAGGGGAAUGAGGAUGAUGAGGCGAAUGAGGAUGAUGAGGGGAAUGAGGAUGAUGAGGCGAAUGAGGAUGAUGAGGGGAAUGAGGAUGAUGAGGGGAAUGAGGAUGAUGAGGCGAAUGAGGAUGAUGAGGCGAAUGAGGAUGAUGGGGAGGAAAAGGACACUGAGGCGAAUGGGGAUAAUGAGGCGAAUGGGGAUGAUGAGGCUAAUGGGGAUGAUGAGGCGAAUGGGGAUGAUGAGGCUAAUGGGGAUGAUGAGGCGAAUGGGGAUGAUGAGGCAAAUGGGGAUGAUGAGGCUAAUGGGGAUGAUGAGGUGAAUGAGGAUGAUGAGGGGAGUGAGGAUGAUGAGGAUGAUGAGGGGAAUGAGGAUGAUGAGGCGAAUGAGGAUGACGAGGGGAAUGAGGAUGAUGGGGGGAAUGAGGAUGAUGGGGGGGAACUGGACAAUGAGGCGAAUGGGGAUAAUGAGGCGAAUGGGGAUGAUGAGGCUAAUGGGGAUGAUGAGGCGAAUGGGGAUGAUGAGGCUAAUGGGGAUGAUGAGGCGAAUGGGGAUGAUGAGGCGAAUGGGGAUGAUGAGGCUAAUGGGGAUGAUGCGGCGAAUGAGGAAGAUGAGGGGAAUGAGGAUGAUGAGGCGAAUGAGGAUGCUCAGGGGAAUGAGGAUGAUGAGGCGGGAAUGAGGAUGAUGAGGCGAAUAGGGAUGAUGAGGGGAAUGAGGAUGAUGAGGCGAAUGAGGAUGAUGCGGGGAAUGAGGAUGAUGAGGGGAAUGAGGAUGAUGAGGCGAAUGAGGAUGAUGAGGGGAAUGUGUUAG